Molecule: messenger RNA, 3373 nt
Organism: Capsicum annuum
Lineage: Eukaryota; Viridiplantae; Streptophyta; Magnoliopsida; Solanales; Solanaceae
Exons: 9
Coding region: 263-2749 (828 amino acids)
Molecular function (GO): chromatin binding
Source: RefSeq, a predicted model, not a curated record
AACCAGUGUAGCAAAACAGAAAAAUACUAAACCCAGGUUCCAAAUCUCGCUCUCGGUCUAUCUAUUUUUUCUCUCUCUCUAAACAAAAAUCGAAAGCCUUCCUGCUUCGAGGUUACGUAACCUUUCUCUCUCACGCACACACAUAGUCACUUACGCUAAACACUUCACAAAUUACACCAUCCAAAAACAGCACAUAAAGGGCUCUUCGUUUCUUCUUCAAUUAAAAGGUUUCAACGGCAUUGUUUUCGUUGCUUUGCCUGUGAUGAUGGAUUCAACGGCGGUUGAGAUUGAACCGGAGAUCGGAUCUGACGGUGUGAGAGGGAAGAGACAAGCUAACGAUGUGGAAUUAGAAGAGCCGGUUCACAAGAAGGCGAGGACUGCAGUGAAUGUGAAUACGAAGAAGGUUGCUGAAAUAGUGCUUGUACUUGCUGCUAUGGGGAAGAUAAGAGGAGGUGAGGUUCCUACCGAUGCCGAAAAGGUAAUGAUGGAAGAAGCAAGGGAAAUGUUGUCUCAAGUAUGCGAAACAUUUGUGCCUACAGAUGUGUUUCCAAGAGAUGCUUUUGGUGCUAUCAUUGAGGAUCUUGGUCUUAAUAAGCUCAAGGAACAACGGCUAGGGCUUCGUCCUCCGAAAAUGUCAAUUGCUGAGAAGUUAAUGAUAUCCAAAGAUAAGUUGGAAAAAACUGUGGAAUUUUCCGUACCUGCUGCCACAUAUUCAUCUCAACGGCCUCAAGCUAAUGUCGCUACAACAACUGAAAACCGUGGUCCAUCACAUGUUCGUAUGUUUCCUCCCAAUAAAGCAAGUCCUGUGGUAAAUCCCUCUGGAAGCUUCCAAUCUGCUUCGCCUUUGGUUCAUGGAACUCCGGCAAGUUCUGCACCAUUACCUUAUCAGCUGCCUACCAGUGAGAUCAGGCCAGUAAUUUCUGGUGGAGUGGUCUCUGGUAAUCAAGUAAGGGAUUCUUCUCUAGUUGCAUUGCCCAGAGUUGAAAGGCCGAGUUUCAGAAUGGAUGGACGACCAAAUGGAUCUUCCCAUACGUUGCAAGUUCAAGGUAACAAAACAACUUCUGGAGAUCAGUCAUCUAUAAGAACUCCAACCUGGUCGGUGCAACCUGCGUCAGUUCCAGCAGCUAAAUGUGGACCAGAUAACAUGAUGACAGCCCAGAUAGGUGAUAAAGUUCAGAGAGGAGCUGAGGUCAAACCACAAAUGAUAGCAUCUAGGCCAUUUAUUACUCAGACCACAGCUGGAAAUCUACCAACUACACACUCACGUUUACAAGGGGCAAGCUUUGUCAAGUCUCCUCCUCUGGGCAAUACUCAUGCUGAAAUUGGCAAGAUUGUUCAGAAGUUCUUACAACCGCGCCUCUCUGAGCGGCCUGCCUGGAAUCCGCCAUCUCGCGAUUAUAUGUGCAAGGCUUUGACUUGUCAAAUGUGCAAGUCAACGAUAAAUGAGGUUGAUAAUGUUCUUGUUUGUGAUGCUUGUGAGAAAGGGUAUCACUUAAAAUGUCUCCAGACAACAAAUCAAAAAGGAGUUCCCAGAGGGGAAUGGCAUUGUGGAAGGUGCUUGUCGAUGACCAAUGGAAAACCCCUGCCUCCUAAAUAUGGUCGUGUAAUGAGGAAUUUUAAUGCCCCUAAAAUAUCUACAAUUGCAUCAGCUGUUCAAUCAUCAGCGGAUAAAAAACUUUCUGGUCUAUAUGAGAAGGUGAAGUUAAUAGCAAAUGGACAGGUUCCUUUGAAGAACUCUCCUCCCGUUACUAUGGCAAAUAAUAAUAGGAAUAUACUAUCCAAGCCAAAUAUGGAAAAUGAAAAAGAAAUUGGAGGAAAUAUUGUUGUGUCAGGUAAAGAAAAUAUGGAGAGUAAAGAUUCCAUGAGAUCUUGUUCAAAUAAUCUGACUGUAUCUUCCAGUGAUCAGUAUCUUUCUACAUCUGCUGGUUCAUCAGUUAAUAUAUCUUGUGAAGAAAAAGUGGUUGAGUUAAAACCUCAGGCUCCCGUAAAACCUGAAACAGUUUGCCAUUCAUCUGAUUCCUCACAAGCUCUUAGUCACCUGCAAACGAAUGACCAUGCAGAUGUGGCAAACACAACCGCGAUGCCGUCAAAGCAGUUUCAUGAAACUCAGCCCAUGGUCAUUGAUGCUAGGGAAUUCAGUGCUAGUUCAAAUGUAGGUAAUAGUUCAGGUAAUGAAUCUAAUAAAGAAGAGCAAGCUGUUGAACAAAUAAAUCCUGCUGAAACUGCUGUAGCUACCAAUGAGGAUGCUGAAUGUAGUAGAUCAUCAUAUGAUCAUUCUCAAAAUAUCGACUGGAUUGGAAAUGCUCUUCAAGUUGUAGAGAACAAGUAUUAUUAUCCAUCUUGCCGCAUUAAUGGAUUCAUAUAUAGUGCUCAGGACUAUGCUCUUAUCCGCUUUGAGAACGAGAGAUUGAUUCCUUCAAAGCUUCUGGCUAUGUGGGAGGACAAAACAGCUGGAACAAAGUGGGUUACUGUCAAUCGAUGUUACCUAGCACGUGAAUUACCGCAGUCUGUAGGCCGCCCGUGCUUGGAGAACAAUAAUGAGGUUUAUUUGUCUACUUAUAGUAGCACAGUAAUGGCUGGCUUGAUACAAGGUCCCUGUGAAGUACAUGCUCCACGAAAUUUUACUGAGGAAAGUGAGAGGAGAGUUCGCUUAGCAAAGGGUUCUGAUAAUCUAUCACGGCCUCUUUACUUAUGCAAAUGGAUUUAUGAUGAAUCAAAAGGGCUAUUUCGUGAUGUCUCUUUUUCAUAGGGGUCAUAUGAUAGUUAUCUUUCUAUUGCAACUGCUAUUGGAUCGUGGAUUUUAUCAGGUUACUGAACUUGUUAUAUUGGGAGUAGGGUUUGGGGGUUGUGAGAUGAAUUGGAGGAGCAGCAAAGGGAAAGAUGUUAAGAGGAGGAACACAUGAAACGUACAGUGACCUCAGAUUUUCAACAGUACCCAACAUUGGUGGCCCUUGGACAUUUAUGGAGGAAGUCUCAGAUGGUGUACCAUAUUUAGCUUUAGGUUCGAUCUGUAUCAUUCUUCCAGUAGUUAUUUCUGUCUACCCUCCAGUAUUUCUACUUUUGUUAGAUGAUAGCAAUUCCAAAAAGGUGUGGAAGUAGGUUGAAUGUCAUUCAUCCAGCGAAGUAUGAAAUAAAAAUGUCCUUUUCACUUUCUAUUUUCAACUAUAACAGCUCUCAACUCUGCUGUGACCCGUCCUCUUUUCCCCUGGAUUGGCGCAAAGGCGGUCAUUAGUAAUGUUGAUGGGAUAUCUAGAAUAGACUCGAUAUACUGCUUUAUUGUCUUCGUAAGUUAUUUGGAAGAUUCCUCGUCAAUUUUUUAUUGGCAAAAUGAUCUGCUGGACUUUAAUACAUGUUAGAGUUUGUAUUGUGGACA